Nothobranchius furzeri (turquoise killifish) is the source of this 2861-nucleotide messenger RNA. It is a transcript of the gene etnk2, whose product is annotated as ethanolamine kinase 2. The record is from RefSeq and is a predicted model, not a curated record. Gene Ontology annotation, biological process: phosphatidylethanolamine biosynthetic process. NCBI's taxonomy places the organism in Eukaryota, Metazoa, Chordata, Actinopteri, Cyprinodontiformes, Nothobranchiidae. Gene Ontology annotation, molecular function: ethanolamine kinase activity. Gene Ontology annotation, cellular component: cytoplasm.
AGGACCGCUACAGCUGACCGACUGCUCAAGGAAACCGGCUCCCAGCAUCCAUAGCCGGCUCUGUCCAUACAUUCUCUCUGCCCCAGUAGAACGGGCCGAAGCCAGCUGUGUAAUUAGUUAAAGCUCCCGCAGCGCGAGAAAACCUCUGCAGAUAAAACCAACCGACCUAAAAUCUUAAAACUGUAAAUAUCCGAGAGGCGCUGGAAGAUUAAAAGCUGCUCAGGAAUGGAAACGCAGAUACAUGUGCCUGUCGGCUCGCCGGUUAUUAGAAAAAUACACGUUUUUGUGGACGAGCUAAACGUAACGGAGGGGGCUUUGGAGCUGAUUAAAGAACUGAGACCGACGUGGGACAUCAGCAGCGUGAAGACCAAGCUCUUCACUGAUGGAACCACCAACAAGCUGGUGGGCUGCUCUGUGGACGCCUGUCCGGAGGAUGUGGUCCUGGUCCGAGUGUACGGCAACAAAACAGAGCUGAUAGUGGACAGAGACAAUGAGCUGAAGAGCUUUCAGGUGCUCCACGCCAACGGUUGUGCUCCUCGCCUCUACUGCACUUUUCAAAAUGGCAUCUGCUAUGAAUUCAUGCAGGGUGAUGCUCUUGGGCCGCAGGAUGUCAGGGAUCCAACCCUAAUCUGGCUGAUAGCCAGAGAGAUGGCUCGUAUCCACGCCAUCCACGCCCACAACGGCUGCAUCCCCAAACCCAACCUGUGGAUCAAGAUGAGGAAGUACUUCUCCCUGGUGGCCACAGAGUUCACUGAGCAGGCGUCCAACAUCAGAAUUCAGCAAGAGGUUCCCAGUAAGGCAGUGCUGGAGCAGGAGAUGCUUUGGAUGAAGGAGCAUCUCUCCACACUGGGAUCCCCCGUGGUGCUCUGUCACAAUGACCUGCUCUGCAAGAACAUCAUUCACAACAGCAAAGAAGGUCACGUUCGGUUUAUAGACUAUGAAUACUCCAGCUACAACUACCAGGCCUUUGACAUCGGAAACCACUUCAAUGAGUUUGCAGGGAUGGCUGAGCUGGACUACGGACUGUAUCCCAGCCAGGAGAUGCAGAUGGACUGGCUGAAGGAGUACCUGCAGGCAUUCAAACUAUUUACCAACAAAAGUGACAAGGUCACUCCACGGGAACUCCAGACCCUUUACGUACAAGUCAACAAGUUUGCUCUGGCUUCUCAUUUCUUCUGGGGCUUUUGGGCACUCAUCCAGGCCAAAUACUCAUCCAUUGACUUUGACUUCCUCGGGUAUGCUGUUCUACGUUUCAACCAGUACUUCAGGACCAAACCUACAGUGAUGGCCUUGCAGAUCUCAGAAUGAUAAGAGGUCAGGAGGUGAAACCGGGACUUCCUGUAGCAUGGUGGCUGCUGUUCUUUAUCUUACUCUUUCAUUCCUCCACCUUUACCUGGACAUGGGCUGGGACUCGGACCUGAUGAUUCCUGGGCAUAAGGAAGCACUGCCUAACCAUCUCUACUUUGGUACUGGAGGUCUGAAGGAGGUUUUGUGUUUGUUGUGUGAUGAAGAGUUGGUCCAAAUCUCCACAUGUAGCCCUGAUCUCCCUUCUGUUCCUCUCUGCUGCUAAAUGCUUGUAGCUGCUCUAUUUCUGCACAGAGAAGCAGAUUCCUGUGGACGCCAAUGUUCGUGUGUGUGUGUGUGUGUGUGUGUGUGUGUGUGUGUGUGUGUGCGUUACUGAUUUUUCAUCUUGCCUUUUCGUGCCCCCUCUCACACACCUGAAACUCCCCCCACCCCAGAUACGGAGCCCCCCAUCCGACUGUGAGGCCCACUCCUCUCAGUUGGUUCCAGUCUUAGUGGAGGACAUCUUAAAUCUGAUUGUCUAAAAGAAAUGGUGAAGAUGUUGACCGGAGUUGUUGAAUUGGUGAUUUUUUCCUCUUCCUGUGACAUCACAUCCUGUUUCCCAUGAUAAGGUGGGAAGCUAGUUUCCAGCUGUUUUAACUUCUCUGCCCUGUCAGACAGAUCAGAUGCAGACCACCAUGUAGCCACUAGGGGGAGACGGUGAGCUCUGCCCUGGUGUCAUGUAGCAGAGUGGACCUAAUAUGCUGAGGGACGCGCCAUUUGGAAUCAUAGGAUGUCCAAGGAAGAUCCCGGCUUUCUCUCCUACAGUUGGCUAUUUGAUGAAACAGCAAACCUCCUGCAGGGCUGCAGCCAGGUCUUCAGGAGAAACAAAGUGAACUUACUGCUAUAAAACCCAUUCUGUCCUGUUUUACAACAAAUGAGUUUCUGCGUCUUUCACAGAACAACCUGAAAGCGUCAGAUGUGUACUUGUAAGUAAUCUUGUUGCAUUUAUCACACUGUUAGACUGACUUUAUAUCUGUUGGCUCUCAGCGUUGGCUUUAUCUUAUGUCUCCACUUUAAUAGGUUAAGGCUGUUAGCAAGUUAGAACAUCAUCAUCUGAUUACAUGUGCAUCAUUUAAAACCCCUUAGCAUUCCAGCGUCCCGCCCAUGGGACAAAACACCGCUGUGUUCAUUAAACCUGGAAAUUUACAGGGUUAAUCAAAAUUUCAUUCAAAGCUGAUUAUGAUUUAGACCCAUUUUUCAUUCUUCUAGAGGAGAAACAGACCUGCUGCACACAGCUGGGCAGAAAAGGACUGUUGUUAUAUUUCACACAGAGGUAAGGCACGCCUAUGUUUAUCCUAUCUACUCUGCUGUACCUCAGUGCUGAGAGCCAACAGAUAUAAUAAAUCUUAUUGCAUUGAUCAGAGUGCUGGACUUAAUUUUAAGUCCACAUUUGAUGUUUUUUAGUCUUUUUUCUUUAAAAGAAACAGAACAGAAUGGUUAUUAUAGCACUAAGUUCACCUUUUCUGUACAGACCUCCCCAAAACUCAAGACUUAACUUUAUUAGUCCCCGAAGGGCA